Acanthosepion pharaonis is the source of this 606-nucleotide messenger RNA. Lineage: Eukaryota; Metazoa; Mollusca; Cephalopoda; Sepiida; Sepiidae. The record is from the annotation of a GenBank genome assembly.
AUGAUAUCCCUCGAGGCAUUCAUUUCUAUGGGAAGAGGUGACAUGAUAUCCCAGGAGACAUUCCCUCAUCUCGGAGAUGAUGAUGUGAUAUCCCACGAGAUAUUCAUAUCUCUAGCAGGUUCUGACGUCAUAUCCGUGAGAUAUACCAUUCUGAGACCUGAUGUGGUAUACUGCGAGAUAUUCCUUUAUCUAGGAGUGUCUGACAUUAUUAUAUCCUACGAGGUAUUCCUUUCUCAAGGGCCUGGCGUGAUGUCUCACGAGAUAUUUCUUGCUCUUCGAGUUCAGUCACAUCUAUCUAUAAAAUUAAUAGAUUUUUAUUUUUUUAACUUUAAUUUUAUUACUAAAAAUGUAACUGAAAAUAUCUAUCUAUCUAUCUAUCUAUCUAUCUAUCUCAGUUCCUGUCUAUUUAGAUCUAUCUAUCUAUCUAUCUAUCUAUCUAUCUAUCUAUCUAUGCCUAUUCAUAUGAACGUCCGAGUGAAAUACCAUCGAAUGACUGUAAAAUGUGUGAUGUUUAGAUCUAUCUAUCUAUCUAUCUAUCUAUCUAUCUAUCUAUCUAUCUAUCUAUCUGUCCUGGCCUGUUCAUAUCUGUCUUGUCUAUUAUCGUAG